AUGGACGAAGCGCCAGUUGAAGCUCAAGAUCAACCAGGUAUGCGCUCCCUUGAAUUCCGGCACAUAUCAGCUAAAUACAACCUAGCAAUUAGCCAGCAAAAUAAUAUCGAGGAAAACGUUGUCGCUUCCAAGAGAUUAAAAGAGGACAAGAUCAAUCGGAAAUCGGAGGCAGAGGAUCUACCUAGUGGCCUUUCUCAACUGACAUACAUCAAGCACGAAGAAUACAUCAUCAUCACUACUUACAUUGACCAAAAUCUCCAAGACGAGCUGCUCGAACACACGAAGAAGCUCAAGGAACGUAAACUCAUCACGGGUCCAUACCUCAAGGAAACUAAGAUAAUCACAACGCCUACGCCAAAUGACAAUAUCAUCAAGAAGGGCGAGAGGAUGUAUGUCGUGCGUGAGAAGAGUAGGGAGUUAGAUGAUAGUGGUUCAGAUGAUAGUCUUGACGACUUGCUAAAGCGAUUUACCAAUCUGAGCGAACAGGAACGAACUAACUUGCCGAGUUAUCCAAAAGAAAACGGGUUUCGAAGUAGCUGGAUGUUUACCUAG
Messenger RNA from Rhinocladiella mackenziei CBS 650.93, 552 nucleotides. RefSeq lists its product as uncharacterized. The record is from RefSeq and is a predicted model, not a curated record. NCBI's taxonomy places the organism in Eukaryota, Fungi, Ascomycota, Eurotiomycetes, Chaetothyriales, Herpotrichiellaceae. The transcript is spliced from 2 exons. Bases 1 to 552 code for a protein of 183 amino acids.